Molecule: messenger RNA, 6357 nt
Organism: Talaromyces amestolkiae
Lineage: Eukaryota; Fungi; Ascomycota; Eurotiomycetes; Eurotiales; Trichocomaceae
Exons: 5
Coding region: 1-6357 (2118 amino acids)
Biological process (GO): calcium ion import across plasma membrane
Cellular component (GO): membrane; voltage-gated calcium channel complex
Molecular function (GO): high voltage-gated calcium channel activity; calcium ion binding
Source: RefSeq, a predicted model, not a curated record
AUGGCAUCUAACAAUAAUCAGGGCCACGUUCCCGGCCAAGAUCCGACACAACGAGCAAUUCCUUUACAGAAUCUUUCCCGAGAUGAAAGCGACGAUUUUGAGAAUAUCGAUGAUCGCCGAGGGAGGAGGAGGAGUAGCGGCGCAAGGACUGGACAUGGGCCGAGACGGUCACUACUUGCGGGCGGAACCUUUAAGACAUACGAGCGCGUCGCGGAGGACUCACCUAGUCCAAAAGAGAGAGUCGGCCUGCGAAUUACGCAACCAUCGAGCGCGAGGCUUAGAGAGAACAAUCCGUAUGCGCCUGAUGAUCAUGACUUUGUCGAUGACCCAGGUGGUUUCGCCGAGGCCAUGGGUUCGAUAGGGUUUGGCUUUCGUCCACCGUCACCGCGGCGGCCUGAUAGCGAAGAAUAUAUGAUGAGUUCAUUUCCAGGGCCGUCUGGACACGGUGGAAGGGCAACUCCUGACGAUUAUUUUUCUUCUCCAAUCGUACCGAUCGAUGACACCGCUCCGUUGACGGACAAGAAAUACCUCCAACCUAUCAGCGGCGCAAAGGAAGGAGACUCCGAAGGUCGAACGAGCAUGCAGAGCAUAAGGCUGGGGAAUAGUUACAGCAGCUCCCGCUUAGGUGAUGAUUUGGAAACUGGUGCAGGAAGAAGACGGGGCAGCAGCAGUGCAGGCGGCAGUCCUUCGCGUUCGCGCUCUUUAUCACCAUCUGUGUCCGGCUCGGCUUUGCACAGAGCCGGUACCGUCAUGCAAAUGAUGUCGCAGCGUGUGGUCAACUUGAGUAACGAGCCUGUCGAGCAGGCCAUCAUGCGCCGAGAGUCGAUGAAGAGGUCAAAACACGACGAGCCACCGAAUUCACCCUCGCAACACGAGUCUGAUAAUAUUCCGCAUCGAAUGGAAAGUGUGUCUGAGAAAGGGAGCACUCAAUCGGCCUGGAGGACAAACGUUAACCCGUUUAAAGGGAAAUCACUCGGUAUAUUCAGCCCGGACAACCCACUGAGAACAAAGCUAUGCGAUGUCCUUGUGCACCCGGCUACGGAACCAUUCAUUUUGCUGGUCAUUGUGGUCCAUGCCGUAUUGUUGACUGUGCAGUCUGCCCAUUCAGUGUGGACUCACCCAAGGUCUGAUCAAUGGGGCUCACAGGCAAUCGAUUACGCCCUAUUCGUCAUUUUUGUCAUUUAUACAAUCGAGCUGUCUGUUAGGAUUAUAGUAUCCGGUUUUAUCUGGAACUCAGCAGAGUACAGUACUAUGGACAGGUCACUCGGCUUCAAAAAGGCGAUUGCUGAGAGAGGAAAAAGCCUGUUAUCACUCCAACGAGAACCUUCAACAAAAAAAAAAUCGGUCAAGUUCGAGGACGCUCAGCCCUCAUAUUUGCGCAAGACUGUUACGGGGCUGCAACCAUUUACCGACUCCUCAGAUGAUCCUCGCCACGGGUCACGUAAACGACUUGCUUACAGGGCGUUUCUCAGACACUCUUUCAACCGAUUGGACUUUCUGGCUGUUAUUUCAUAUUGGAUCGCGUUCGGCUUGCAGAUCACGGGGUACUCCAGCAAACAUAAUAUAUAUAUUUUCCAGAUGCUCAGCUGUCUGCGUUUACUCCGACUACUCGGUAUCACGGAUGGAACUUCGGUCAUUCUACGGAGUUUGAAAAAAGCGACUCCACUACUUCUUCACGUUGGUUUCCUCAUUGGCUUCUUCUGGCUGCUCUUCGCUAUUGUGGGCAUUCAAAGCUUCAAAUCCAGCUUACGCAGAUCUUGCGUCUGGAUCGAUCCAGAAGGUCAGAGUAAUUUUACUAUGAAUGACCCUUAUAAUGUUAUCCAAUUAUGUGGAGGAUAUCUUGAUAGCACUACAGGUGAAGCGCGACCUUGGGUCUAUGCAAACAACGAGCCUUCGUCGUUCAGUCCUAAGGGUUACCUUUGCCCUCAAGGCUCCAUGUGCAUUGAAGGAACCAACCCGUACAACGGAACAGUGAGUUUCGACAACAUUUUCAAUUCUCUUGAGCUCGUUUUCGUUAUCAUGAGCUCCAAUACGUUCACCGAUCUCCUAUAUUAUACGACAGACUCGGAUUAUCUUUCUGCCGCCUUGUUCUUUGCUAUCGGAUUUGUGCUGCUAAGUUUGUGGAUGGUGAACUUGUUAGUCGCGGUUAUCACAUCCUCAUUUCAAGUCAUUCGAGAGGAAAGCAGGCAGAGCGCUUUUGCCAUGGAGAAAGUAGAGGAACCUGAAAGCGAUGAGUCGGCACAUUACAAAGUCAAUCACCUCAAAACCCUCUAUGAGAAAACCAGAUGGCUAUGGAUAACCUUGAUCGCAUACGACCUGAUCGUUCAAUGUAUGCGAAGUGCAACGAUGAGUCCCUCGACAGAAAGGUUCAUUAGCGACACCGAAACAGCCGUUACCUUUGUUCUCUUGUUGGAGAUCAUUCUACGUUUCGCGUCUGACUGGAGACAUUUCCAUCAAAGCAAGCGCAACCUUGUAGAUCUGGCUCUCGUGAUAAUAACAUGCAUCAUACAAAUUCCGCCGAUCCACUCCUCGGGCCAAGUAUACAUGGGACUUACGCUCUUCCAAAUAUUGCGUGUAUACCGCAUCGUCUUGGCAUUUUCGGUGACGAGGGACCUCAUCACGGUGGUGUUUCGCAACGUUGUGGGUUUGUUGAACUUGAUCCUCUUCGUGUUUUUGAUCACAUAUCUCGCGGCCAUAUUUGCUGUGCAGUUAUUCCGCGGUGUGAUCCCAGCCGAAACCGACAAUGGGAAUACGAUUGAUAUGACAUUCUUCACUAUAUACAACUCCUUCCUCGCCAUGUACCAGAUUUUGUCUAGUGAGAACUGGACUACAAUUUUGUACGGCACUACUACAUUCACCAAAAUGUAUGGCACCUCCUGGAUAUCAGCAUCAUUCAUCACAAUAUGGUUCAUCCUCUCGUGUUUCAUCAUCUUGAACAUGUUUAUUGCUGUCAUUCAAGAGAGCUUCGAUGUCUCGGAGGAUCAGAAGCGUCUGCAUCAGGUGAAGGCUUUCCUACAACAAAAAGAGCUCGGGUCUUCCUCGGCCAGUAAUCUUGCCCUAACGUCUAUAUUCAAACUCGGCCGCGACAACGCUCGGCAUCGGGAGCCUUUGGAUUAUGGCCCUGCCACUAUGGACAUGCUUCUCAAGGAUGCCGUAGUGCAGGAGUUUCUCGACGAGCACUUCGAGUCCUUCGACACCCAAACGCCACACCAGCCAUCUGUGGACAAAGAUGCGUUACAGCCAGGCUGGCUUUCUACAAUCUGGACUAAGAUCUCAAAGACAUUCCUAAACAAGGAGCCUAAUCCAUUCUACUCCAGGUUAAAGUUCUCAAAAGCGUACGACGAGCUUGAUCCUCGAACUUUGGCGAAAGAGGUGGUGAUGGCUUCUGAGCAGCGCAAAGUCGCACAAAGAGAAUACCUUCAACGUUACCCGCUAUACAAUAAAUCUUUGUAUAUCUUCAGCACCAAGAAUCCAAUUCGAAGAGGAUGCCAGCGUAUGGUCGGACCAGGACGUGGCAGUCAACGAUAUGAAGGUGUCGAACCCUACAAACCGCUAUGGUACACCUUCUCGGCCUUUAUCUACGCCUGCAUCGUUGCUAUGGUCUUGUUGGCUUGUAUCACGACGCCGUUGUAUCAGAGAGAUUACUUUUUGACGCGAGAGUACACUCCUGAUAACUGGUUUGUUUGGACGGAUGCAGGAUUUGCAGCAGUAUUCACUAUCGAAGCCGUGAUUAAAGUCAUUGCUGAUGGAUUUUUCUGGACGCCAAAUGCCUAUUUCCGAAGUUCUUGGGGUUUCCUUGACGGUGUUGUGCUAAUAACGCUAUGGAUCAAUGUUUUCACUUCCUUGUUUACCGCCGGAAGUGUAUCUAGAAUUGUCGGAGCUUUCAAAGCUUUGAGGGCAUUACGGCUUCUCAACGUUAGCGAUAGCGCCCGUGAUACAUUUCACUCUGUUAUCAUCGUCGGUGGUUGGAAAGUUGUCUCUGCUGCAUUCGUUUCGUUGAGUUUCCUUAUCCCCUUUGCCAUCUACGGUUUGAACCUAUUCAAUGGACAGUUGGUAUCAUGCAACGAUGGUUCGCUUUCAGGAAGUCUCGGUGGUUGUAUCGGGGAAUAUCAAAGCUCGCCAUACAAUUGGAAUGUCUUGGCGCCUAGGGUUGCUGCAAAUCCAUAUUACAGCUUUGACAAUUUCGGCGAAUCCCUAUUCAUUCUCUUUCAGAUUGUCUCUCAGGAAGGAUGGAUUGAUGUUCAAUCGAGUGUCAUGAGCAUCACGGGGCUUGGCCAGCAGCCUCAAGAUUUUUCAUCACAAGCGAACGGUCUUUUCUUCGUUGUUUUCAACUUGCUCGGUGCAGUUUUCGUGUUGACUUUGUUCGUCACUGUGUUUAUGCGAAAUUACACGGAACAGACUGGAGUUGCCUUUUUGACUGCGGAACAGCGUUCGUGGCUUGAGUUGAGAAAACUUCUACGACAAAUAUCGCCAUCUAAAAGAUCGAAUAACGCUUUUGCUGAUAAUUGGCGCAAGACAUGCUAUCGCCUCGCAUCAAGAAAGAACGGUAAAUGGGCGCGCUUCAUCACGGGCUUACUCGUAUUCCAUCUGCUGCUGCUCACUUUGGAGUGGUAUCCAUAUCCGGUUAUGUGGGAUCUCAUUAGAGAUGUACUCUUUUUCAUCCUGACCUUCUUCUAUAUUGCGGAUAUUGCGAUACGUAUUAUUGGACUUGGUUGGCCUCGCUUUAGACGAAGCUCGUGGGAUCUUUAUUCCCUUUUGGUCGUCCCAGGAACUUUCAUUACUAUCGUUUUGGCGUUCAUCUUCCGCAAUGUCAACCGCAUGAACGCCGUACUGCAACUUAAUAAGCUGUUCAUUGUCUCCAUCACACUGCUGAUCAUCCCUCGCAACAAUCAACUCGAUCAGCUUUUCAAGACGGCUGCUGCUAGUUUGACGUCUAUCGUCAAUCUACUAGCAACUUGGUUUGUCCUGUUCCUCGUAUUCGCCAUCGCGAUGACGCAAACUUUCGGACUCACGAAGUUUGGAGCGAACGAAAACAACAACCUCAAUUUCCGGGACGUUCCGAAUGCGCUGAUCUUGCUCUUCCGGACAAGUGCUGGUGAAGGCUGGAAUCAGCUUAUGGAGGACUUUGCAACCAUGCAACGACCGUACUGUACAUUGAAUGAUGAGUUCCUUCAAUCAGACUGCGGAAGCCAAGGAUGGGCUCGUGGUCUUUUCAUUGCGUGGAACGUGAUCAGCAUGUAUCUCUUCGUAUCGCUUUUUGUCUCUCUCAUUUUCGAGAGUUUCUCCUACGUGUAUCAACGAAGCAGUGGCCUUGGUCUCUAUACUAUUGACCGAGACGAGAUUCGGCGUUUCAAGGAAGCCUGGGCUAAUUUCGAUCCUCGUGGUACUGGGUUUAUCACGAAGGAGCAAUUUCCGAGGCUACUAGGGGAACUUUCCGGUGUCUUUGAGAUGCGCAUCUAUGAUGGAAAUUUCACUAUUGGUCGGAUCCUUGAAAAGUGUCGAAGUGGUCCCAAUCCCCGAGACUCUCUAGUUUCUUUCAAUCCUUCGGAGAGAGCGGGAGGCAACGAAGUUGAUAUCGCAAAGCUAGCUCGGAUCCUUGAUCAAAUUCCGGUCGAGGAGAUUCGUGCUCGCCGAAAACGCCUGAACAUCUUCUAUGAGGAAGUUUUGGUGUCGGCCGACCCAGAGCGUGGAGUGUCGUUUUCUGCGUGUCUCAUGAUUCUCGCUCACUACAAGAUCAUUGUCGAUAGCAAAAGUCUACGUCUCGAGGAAUUCCUUCGGCGUCGCACCAGGCUUCAACGCGUUGAAGAGGCUGUUCGACGAAACACUGUCAUCGGCUUUUUUGAUACGCUGUACUGGGCUCGGCGAUUUCGCAAGCAUAUCGAGAACCGCAAAUCGGCACGUCUCACAGCUGUUCCUCAAUUUUCAAUCCCUGAAAUUUUCGUUGAGGAUCAAGAACGUCAAGAAGCCGAUGACGACUUUUUCGAUGGCGAGUCUAGUCUGCAGAAGGACUCCAGGUUGACACUGUCUUCAGCAAUCUCUCAAAUAAGUGGGAUGUCACCUACCACCUCUCCUCGACCAUCUUUGCAGAUCGAUACCAGUAUUGCGGCAGAUUCUUCAAGCGAGUGGUCGAGAAUCGGCGCUGCGCUAUCACCACGAUCAACCGCCGCAGAGCUCGGUGUUGMCCCCCCCGGCCGUUCGCGAUCCAUGAGUGGUCAUUCAUCACAGGGCAGCCAGUCGCAAGACAACAGUGUCAUUGUGCAAGAUAUGAUGCAAAGUUUGGGUGAUUCGGCCUGGGGUCAAAGUAUUCGCAGGAGCUUUACGCAGAGACGCUCAGGUCAGGGUCCUCCUCCGUCGUAA